GGAGUGCGAGCGAGGCCGAUGUGACGCGGCUACAGUGCGUGCGGGGGAGACGACGACACCGGCCAAGGCAAGCAGAAGCGAGCCCUGAUCCAAGCUAGCCAAAGCGAGCUAAUUAAGCUACCUCCGAGGUCGUCCUGUGGUGGACGCCCUCAGCAGCUAGAGCCGUCUCCUUCCGCCCGGCGGCACGGUCGUCGGCCGCUAUACGGACAGUGGGUAGUGAGUGGUUCAUCGAUCGGGUUGCUCAUGGGGAGGCCGAGGUGGUGGGCCAAGCGGUGGAAGAGGAGCUCCGGGUCCGCGCGGACGCUCGGCGUCGCGGCGGUGGUCGCGCUCGUCGUCCCCCUCUGCUUCGUCGCCAGCAGCAGCCGUCUCCCGGGGACACUGGGUGGCGGCGCCCUCGCUUCAGGGACCAUGGCAGCGGCAGCAGGAGCCCAUCAUCCCGGCGAUCAGGCGGCGGCGACUCAUGGGUUGCAGGAGCUGUUCUACAUCGCACGACGACGACGCCGGCGGCUCGCGGGAGGCGGCUUGGGGUCGCACCCGCCACGGUGCGCCUCCAAAUGCGGACGCUGCGACCCUUGCUACCCGGUGUCCGUGCCCCUGCCCGUGCCGCGGGGGGUUCUGGACUUGGUCACCCCGGAGUCGGAGUACUACCCGGAGGCGUGGCGGUGCAGGUGCCGGGACCAGCUCUACAUGCCGUGACGGAGGCCGGCCGGAGAUCGAUCCAAGUAGGUGUGGAGAUCGUUGGCCGGGACCAGCUCCACAUGCGCUAGAGCUUGGAGAUGAUAGCGCGACGACGCUCGAUGGAGAUGGCAGCACGACAACGCGCACUAGAAAUGGGGGCGCGAUGGGGCUCGCUAGAGGCAGCGCUAGGCGACUACGGCCGCACGGGGCCUUAGUCGUAGGGUUACGGUUGAAUAGGAUAGUGUACAUCUAGAUCGCAAUAGGAAAGGGGAACAGGUGUCUACGUGGCAGUGUGAGUAGCCCACGUGUCAUAUAUAAAGAUGGCAACAGAGACUCGUUA
Zea mays is the source of this 1018-nucleotide messenger RNA. Its product is annotated as EPIDERMAL PATTERNING FACTOR-like protein 6. Lineage: Eukaryota; Viridiplantae; Streptophyta; Magnoliopsida; Poales; Poaceae. Gene Ontology annotation, biological process: guard cell differentiation; stomatal complex development. The record is from RefSeq and is marked predicted.